AAAAAUCAAACUCUGCAUUCCAAUAUACAAAACGCAGCGGAUGUGCAAAUUCAGCCAAGGCUAGCCCGCACCCGAAGGGCAUGUUAAAUUGUGCCGUUGUCCUCAAAAUCACUACACAACCCGGGUGCGUGCCAGCCGGGCUUGGACGCACUUGACGCACUUCCUUGCAUGGGUAAGCAGCAACUUCAGACAGACCAGCGACCAGUAAACUGUCGCCCACAAAAGCCACACUCGCGCAAGUGCUCUAAUCUCACCGCUUCACCAAAGAGUUGAGGAAAAGGUGUCCUCAAGGUGCACCGCACCGACAAAACCAUCGUCACCCGAUAUGCUCGAGCGGCACCAGCACCUCCGGUGGAGUAACAAUAAGCAACAGCAGCAGCAGCAGUGCACAAUGGCGUACCGAGCGAUCAUGAUGAUGAUGACAGUUUUCCGGUGUCUUCCCAUUUUGCAAAACGGAGCCCAAGCGAGAAGCCCGACUCUUCCCCCCGGAAAAUGAGGCAAGUAUUCGUACCCCGAGGAAAGACGAGCGUGCGUCUCGAGUGUUCGGUUUCAGUUGCGCACGAGACAGCGACCAAAAGCGGACAACUCCAGCAACCUCGCCCACGGUGGCUCGCUUUAUCGGUGGCCAAAGAGUGUGAUUCCUUUAUCGGUAAAAAAAUAACGAGUAAUUCUGGCCAGCAAACGUUACCCAAAACCAACGUCCUUUCCGUCUAACAGUGUCUCUAGUUCCGUGUGUGUGUUUGUGUUGUUUUAGUUGUGCAGGUUUUUUUGUGUGUGUAGUACGUAAUGAGACACCGAGCGUGGGGUACAUUGUUGGUCGGGUUGACCGGCUUGCUGCUCGUACUGGCCAUGCCCGAUCGGAUUGCAGCCGACCUGAUGGGCGACAUUCAGCAGGGGUUGAAAACGACCGGCAAACUGUUCGGCAUCAACACGAUUGCCGACGUGGCCGACCUGGUGGCGAAGGGGUUUGCCACACGCCGCGGCACGCAGGAACCGCAGCGGCCGGCGGCCCAAGCCACCGACAGCGUCGGUGUCGUUGAUGGACUGCUCGGCCAGACGCCCUCCAUGAUGACCAUCAUGAUGAAGCUGCUCGGGCUGGAUGGUAGCCAGCUCGGUGCAAUGCUGGUCAACGGUAUCGUGUUCCUGGCACACAUCAUUGGGACAAAUUUGGGUGCCUUCCGGUCACCGUCCCUCGGUGACACCGCAUCAGCAAACGCUCAAAACAGUUCCCCAUCAUUCCCCUCCUUUCCAACGGCCCCACCGCUGACGGGCGAAUCGGAACCAUCGCAAAGCAACGAAAGCCAACAGUCUGGCACGAACAGUAACCCGCUCGACUGGCUGUUGCGCAAUCCGUCCAAGCGGUUCCGUGUGCUGCUGGACCAGGUCAAGAAUACCGAUCUGGCCGAACGGUUGGAUCGCGAGAUGGACCAGCUCGACCGGUACGACCCAGAGGACACCGACUGCAUCCGGUUGCUGAUGUGCAAGGUGAAACCCUUCAUCUGGAAGAUGCAGAACGUCGUGCGGGACACCGUACUGUCGAAGGGACCGGGUCCAUCGGGCGGUGGCAGCGAACAGGCAUCAAACAACCAUGCGGCACCAAACGGGGAAGAGAUACUGAAAGGCAUACACGCCAAUCUACCGUCUGAGGCAGAAUUCCAGCGGCAGAGCAAACUUUGUGAGCAACAGUUUCACCACUGCCGACGUCUGCUCGGGUAGCUGUGAAGCUGGGUGCGGGGAAGGACGCGUGUUGCGACGUGUCGUGUGUUACAUGACCGUUCAAACAAUCCGUUAUGGUGUGGUGAGUUGUUGGGUCUGGUUGCAGCAACCGUGCACAAUGGAAGUAAUAAUCACUAAAAGGUUCAUUGUGGUGAGGUGUACGAAAAAUGGGAGGUUUACACUACAGUGAGCGGCGGGUAAUUGUCGACAAGCUUAAUUUGAGCGGUUAUUUCUAUGAUGAUAGUAUGUGCAAUUUAACGAAUAUUUGUGUUAAAAUAUGAUAAAAGUUUUGAAUGAUGAGUAAUGAAAAACAAAGUACAAUGUGGCUGGUCGAUUGUAAGUUAAAUAAAUAUGAUA
Anopheles coluzzii is the source of this 2073-nucleotide messenger RNA. RefSeq lists its product as uncharacterized. The record is from RefSeq and is a predicted model, not a curated record. The transcript has 2 exons. NCBI's taxonomy places the organism in Eukaryota, Metazoa, Arthropoda, Insecta, Diptera, Culicidae. The coding region runs from base 787 to 1716 and encodes 309 amino acids.